Molecule: messenger RNA, 2179 nt
Organism: Sitodiplosis mosellana (orange wheat blossom midge)
Lineage: Eukaryota; Metazoa; Arthropoda; Insecta; Diptera; Cecidomyiidae
Product: SET and MYND domain-containing protein 4-like
Exons: 2
Coding region: 152-1870 (572 amino acids)
Molecular function (GO): protein binding
Source: RefSeq, a predicted model, not a curated record
ACACACACUGGUUCUUGCUUGUUUAGAUCAGAAUUGUAUGCUGACAUUCAUUUUGCGUGCAUGAAUCUAAAAUCGCAAUCGAAUCCAUACCAAAUAACAUUCCAAAAAUCAAAAGAUUUCCAUAGACUCCGCAAGCAGCGAAUAGAGCACAAUGUUGUGGAAGAAGGAGACGAGCAAAAAUAAUGCGAUGUAUGUGGACUUGUAUGCAUUGAAUGGUGGACGAGUAAAUUUCAAUGAAGUUGAUUCUUAUGUUCGACGGGACGAAUCGAGCUCAACAUUGAACAAAAAUGAUGCAGUCUCAUUGCAAAAGCGAAAACAAGGAAAUGAAUACUUCAGUGAAGGCAAUUGGACGGACGCAAUGGAAAUGUACAGCGAAAGUCUCUGCUAUGCUGAAAAUGGAUCGAAGAACAUCAGUUUGGCGUAUGCGAAUCGUUCGGCUUGUUUUCUGAAGAUGAAACUAUACAAUGAAUGUCUUGUCGAUAUCGAAUUGGCAAAAAAAGCCGGUUAUCCAGCGGAUUUGAUGCCAAACUUAGAUCAACGCAAAGAAGAAUGCCUUGAAGCUAUUAAAAAAGUUGCACCGUCCAUGAAGCUUGGUUCGGAGUUAAGCUUUGAAUCAGAUGAACAUUUUCCGUGUAUGGCGAACGUGUUGAAAAUUGAUCAAGAUGCUGAAGGCAAUUUGGGGAUCUUUGCCAAGAAGGAUAUUGAUGUAGGCCAAACGAUCGUUGUGGAAAAGGCAUUCAUGACAUAUUUGCACACACAAUAUGGAUCAAAAUGUAAUAUUUGCUUGAAAGACCAAACAAAUCUGGUGGCAUGCAAAAAGUGCACUGUGGCAAUGUUCUGCGGGGAAUGUCAAAGUAAUUCGCUACACGAAUACGAGUGUGGUUUGCGAUGUAGCAAUGACAGUCAAACGAAUAGUGUUAUAAUGCAAACUGUGCGAAGUUGCCUAUUGGCCAUCGAUAUGUUUUCGAGCGUUGAAGAUCUGAUGAAUUUUGUGGAGCAAGCCAUCAAAAGCGAUCGAAAUCAAAUUCCAACAACUUUAUCGGGUGUUAAAUCACAAUACGCAGCAUUUUUGAAGCUACCAAUGAAUCCAGCAGAUCAAAAUCUAAUUGAUGUUAUAGCAUCAACCGCAAUCGCAUUCACAAUCCAGAAAAUCCUUUUGGAAAUUCCAAAAAUCAACUCCACGUUCAAGUUGAAGAAGUACCGUCGAUUUUUGAUGCAUCUCAUAACUCAUCAUUAUCGAGCUAUGAAAAUGAACUCAUUAGAAUCAGGAUGGAUCGUGGACGAAGGAAAUGGUGAAUAUGUGGCAUUGGCAAGUCAGACAGGAGUGAUGAAAUGCUAUUUGAAGCACUCAUGUGCUCCAAAUGUUGUGGUGACUGACCUUCAUGGAAACAUCGUCAUUAUUACUGUUCGACCGGUGAAAAAAGGACAACAGAUAAUGCAUUCGAUUUACACAGAUUUGGUGAAAUUUCCCAAAGAUGAACGACAUCGAAUUUUGUGGAACUUCUGUCGAAUGACUUGCAAAUGCGCGCGAUGUGAAGGUGACACUGCACCAUUCAAACUGCGCAAAGAAAUGUGCUCAAAUCCAAAUUUUCAGUACAUUGUAAAACAAUUAAUAGCGCCAGCUCGAAACGAUGAUGAGGCAAAGCAAAAAAUGAUGGACAAUUGCAAACGAUUCUUGCGCAAAUAUGGACUAAAACCAUGGUGUGAAGAGCUUGGAAUGGUAGUGCAGGUUUACUUCGAGCUUAUAAACCAUCGGCAAGAGUACAAUCAAGAGAACAAACAUGUCGAAAAAAAAUCAUUCAAUAUGUCAUUAUUGACUGGAUUAUUGAUUACUUUACUUUUGCUCGCAAUUUCUUGUUAUUAUUUCUAAAGCCGUUGAAACGAAAACUGAUCGCAAUAGAUACAAUUUUUAGUAUCAAACUUAAUUUUGAAGUCUUUCAACAUCCACACUCUUUUUUCGAAUUAUUUGAAUUCAUACAUUUUCAUUAUUUUUUAUAUCAUUCUUGUUAAAUUUUCUACAGCCUUUCAGAUUCGUCAAAUUCGGUUACGAGUUCAAUUCGUAUAUUCAUUGUUGUCACAAAAAAUAAAAAAUUUCCAUACUGAACAUUGUACAGCUCAAACAAGACGAAUCUGUGGAAACAGCUUUUCUUUGAAUGCAAUAAAAAUGGAUUAAACUCAA